Messenger RNA from Drosophila serrata, 2356 nucleotides. RefSeq lists its product as uncharacterized. The record is from RefSeq and is a predicted model, not a curated record. NCBI's taxonomy places the organism in Eukaryota, Metazoa, Arthropoda, Insecta, Diptera, Drosophilidae.
AUGACGUCUUUUGAUAUCUAGUCAAGCGUAUUUUCGGUUCUAUAUAAGCUUGGUGUUUUCUCGGAAAGCCGUUAGUGACAUUCAAACAAUGAUUCCCACGGGAUUGCUUUUACUCUUGACUGCCGGCUGCGUGUCCCUGGCCUCCGCUGGUUUUGGAUUUGGUUUUGGUGGCGGAAGCAUUGGACUUGGAGGCAAUGGAGGUGCCUCCAGCGUUCAAGGAAGUCUGCCUGGUCUGAAUCUAGGCGGUAGCUACAGCGGAGCAGGAUCCAAUGAAGCAUCCAUUGGAUUGGGAGGCCUUUCGGCCAGCGGCUCGCACUCCUCAGGAUCUGCCGGAUCGUUAGUGAAGCAAGCAACUAACGGUCUCCUGGGUGUGGCAGGUACUGGAGUCAAUGCAGUGACCUCCACAGCAUCCACUGCGGCCUCUCUGGGAGCUGAAGCGGCCUCGUUGGGUGCACAGAAGGCAGAUAAGGUUGCCAGCGGUCUCAUUGGAGCUGCAACAUCCGGAGCGGAAGCUGGAUCCACUCAUGCAGGACAUUUAAGCAUCGGUUCUACAGGAAAUUCCAACUCCGGAGAUGGUCAUGUGAGUCUUGAAACCGCUGGAGCCACCAACUCCGGCUCAGCCUCUCUAGGAGUCGGACUUUUAAGUAUCGGAGCCACUGGGAACACGGAAACCGGCUCAUUGCACUACAAUACGGGAUCAGCUUCUACAGCUGGUCACCUCAACAUUGAAACCUCUGGAAAGACUGGCUCCACAACGGGCUGGAGCAAUGCCGGACAUGGUAGUAGUUCAUCAGCUUCCGUUGGAUCUUCCGUGACAGACUCUGCCAAGAUCAGUGCAGGACAUGCUAGUACUGGAUCUCUAUCUACUGGCUCCGGGUCAGCUGCCCUGCAAGGUGGUUCUGCUAAGAUUACUGCUGGACACCUGAAUGUUGAGUCCUCUGGCAGUACUAUUUCCGGUGCAUCGAAAAAGGGUUCCGGAUCUCUAUCCAUUGGAUCGGAAUCUGCCGGACAUCUGAGUACUGGCGGAUCCACAGGUUUCGGAUCUGCUUCCCUUGAAGCAGUCAAACAAUCAGGAUCAGCCCAAAUCAAGACGGAGCACUACAAAGUAGCAUCAAGUGCUGGAUCCUCCAAAAUUGGUUCUUCUUCGGCCUCCCUGGAGGCUGGCUCUGCCAAAAUUACUGCUGGACAUCAGAAUGUUGAGUCCUCUGGCAGUACUAUUUCCGGUGCAUCGAAAAAGGGUUCCGGAUCUCUAUCCAUUGGAUCGGGAUCUGCCGGACAUCUGAGUACUGGCGGAUCCACAGGUUUGGGAUCUGCUUCCCUUGAAGCAGUCAAACAAUCAGGAUCAGCCCAAAUUAAGACGGAGCACUACAAAGUAGCAUCAAAUGCUGGAUCCUCCAAAAUUGGUUCUUCCUCGGCUUCCCUGGAGGCUAGCUCUGCCAAGACUAGUGCCGGACAUUCGCAUAUCAAAGCUUCUGAAACAAGUGGAUCCAGUUCAUUGCAUACUGCUUCCGGUACUACAUCCCUUGCACACGGACAUCUGAACAUUAAGACUUCCGGAGCUACUUCCGGAGCAACUACUACCGGGGCCACCACUUCCGGAGCAUCGCACACCUCUGGUUCUUCGAAAGGAUCUUCGAAAGAAUCUUCGGGCGUGGGUCAUCUAAAUAUUGGAUCUUCUGGCUCCACGGACUCUAGUUCCUCUACCGGAUCGCUUCAUCUGGCCCUAGGUUCAACUGGAACUUUUGGAUCCUUAACCUCUGGCUCUAACAUGGGAUCUCAUAAGAUAAGCGCCGGACAUUUGAGUAUCGAAUCCUCCGGGCUGAAUUUGGGCUUGACAGGAGCCCACGAAGCUGUCUCUGUGACCCAUGGAGUAGCUGGUGGAUUGAUAAAAGCGGCUGAAACAGGUGCCUCCGCUUUGUCUCCGGUUUCUCCGGUUAGUUCCGGAACCCUAAAGCUGGGAGGUUCUUCUGCAACUCUAGGAUCUAACGCUGAUUCGAUUUCCCUUGGUGGAUCCAAUGGAUAUCACAAGAGUAGUGCAAGUCUCGGAGGAAAUGGUUUAAGCCUUAGCGGCAAUUCCGGAAGUGCAGGACUUGGAUUCGGCGGUGCUCAUAUCGGGGGCUCCAUUAACCGAGGAGCAGGACUAUUCCUUGGUUAAAUUACUUUUUACAUUUAUGAACUCAAGAGUAUUGUGAAGCCCAGGUUUUAAAUACAUAUUACCUAAUAUGUCAAAGAGAAAUAAAUAAAUAAAUCAUCAUAAAUUAAAACAAUAAAGAAUAGUGUAUAGUAUAACUUUUAUUACUGCAACCGGAAAUGCUUCAACUUGCUUUACUGCAAUUAAGUCAUAAAAUGUGUAUAG